AUCAGAAUCAGAAUCAUAAUAUCGGCUUAUUUGCCUUAUUGUUGGUUAUUUGCAGACAUGUCUCUUGGUCUCCUUGACUGUAUCCUACGGCUUUCCUGAUUGUCCCACGCGUCUUUUUCAUUCCAUGCAGCUUGAAUCGUCAGGAUUACAGUCGAUCAAUCUUGAUAUCCAGACCAAUAGGCGGCGAGCCCAGAUUGCAGGCAUGCCUUCAGUGACACGAUAUGGCAAUGACACGAGUAGUGUGCUACAACAGAUUGUCACUUCAUCAUCAGAAACGGAUACGUUAGACCAGCUGAUUCCAUACAUCAGAGACUACAGCUAUGGCAACAAGACCUCACAUCUCCUUAGCCAGCUGUCCGAUGUCGCUGCCGAACGAGAAGCUGAAAUCGAACGCCAAUGUAAUGCCAAUCAUCAGGAAUUCGCAAAGUCGGUUAAACAGCUGCUCCGAAUUCGCGAAGGCACCGUGACUUUGACAAACGAAACUCUUGAAUUGAACCGGUCCAUCCAGGCCAGCACCGAGGAGCUCGUUGAGCAGAAGAAAGCCUUGGUCGAAUGCCGCGGUGUCAGGCAAAACAUUGACGACGCCAGCCAUGCCUUGCAAGAUUGUUUGGAGGUGCUUCGGCUCGCCAAUCAAGUCCAAGAACUUCGUGAUCAGAAGAGACACUAUGCAGCAUUACGGGCGUUAGACGAAUUGCAAACUGUCCACCUACAGAGCGUCACUCAAUACAAAUUGAGUGAGUUGAUUCAAAAAUCGGUGCCUGCUAUUCAAAAAUCCAUUGCCGAAGCUGUCAUGGCUGACCUCAACACCUGGCUGUUUCGAGUCCGCGAAAUGUCACAAUACCUUGGUGAACUCUCCUUCUACAAUACCGACCUGCGCCAGCAACGGCUCAAAGAGCGAGCCGAGAAGAACCCCUACCUCGCCAACUUCAAGCUGAACUCCGCCAUCGAAUUGGUCGCAGACGAGCACGAAGAGUACGACCUCCUCAAGUCUGAGGAUCUCGAAGUCGACUUCACGCCGUUGUUCGAGGCUCUGCACAUCCACCGCUCACUUGGCCGGAUGGAUAAAUUCAAAGCAGACUAUGCCAUGAGCCGCCGAGCCCAGCGCGACCUUCUGCUCCAAAACACGAUCUCCCUAGUCGACGAAGAACUCGGCGACCUGCACAGCCUCCUCGAAGACAUUGCAGGCUUCGCCAUCAUGGAGCGCGCGACUAUGAAAAAAGUACCGGACCUGCGCUCCAACGCCGACGUGGAAGAACUCUGGGACUCACUCUGUCAAAAGGGCAUCUCGGUCAUGUCCAAGGCCCUCUCUGCCGUCGACAACGCCGAACACCUCCUCAAAAUCAAGAACCUCAUCUCUCUCUUCAUCCAAACAAUGAACACCUUCAACUUCAACACCUCGGCUGUGUCCAACUUCGUCCUGAUCCUCUUCGACAAAUACUCCGAACUUCUCAAGCAGCGCUUCAGCGAGGACUUUAUCGAGAUCGUGGGCACAGACGAUUACAUGCCCAUGCCGAUCCAGAACGCCGAGGAAUUCGAAAAGGUGGUCAACGUAUCCUGGUACACGCCCGACCGGCCCGUCCACGAAAUGACUUUCCCCACCGUCUUCCCAUUCUCGCAGAUGUACCCGCUCUGCUGCAUCGACAUCCGCAAUUUCCUGAACCAGUUCUACUUCUUCAGUUCUCAAGACGAAUCGACGUCCCCGCUCUCCGCCCGGAUCGACGCCCAACUACUCACCUCCCUCGACGACCUGCUCUGCUCCAAGGUCUGCGCAAGUCUCGUCUCGAAACUCUCGUCCCAAUACCUGGGCCAGAUCGUGCAGAUCCUCAUCAAUCUGUCCCACUUCACGACGGCAUGCCACGAACUCGAAACGCUCCUUGCCUCUGCGCGCGCAUCGACCCUGAGCCCCGGCCUCGCCAUCUCCCUCCGCGCCACGGCCCAAUUCUCGCAGCACCAAAAGACGGCCGAGAACCGCAUCUUCGAGCUCGUCAACAGUAAAGUGUCCGACCUCAUCGAAACAGCCGAGUACGACUGGUUGAGCCGGCAACCGCCCACGGAGCCGUCGAACUACAUCCUUACACUGACCCGCUACCUCGCGAACAUCAUCAACUCGGUAUUGCUGUCCCUGCCUUCGUCGCUCAAGGACCUGAUGCUCUUCAACGCGAUUUCCCACACCGCAUCCUCGAUCCUUUCUUUGCCACUCUCCCCGAGUGUCGAACGUAUCACAACGACCGCCAUCGCCCAAUUGUCCAUGGACAUUGGCCAUUUCCGGAGCUACGUCGAGACACUCCCAAACAAUUCCAUCUUGCUCGAGAGUCUCGAUGAACUCAUCCAGACCGUCGCGCUGAUGUCGACGGACCAGCCUGACGAAUUCUACGAUAUUUCGCUGCGCAACAAGAAAUACCGCAACGUCGACCCACUCAAGGGACCGCAAUUGCUCGAGAAAGUGGUGCACGUCAACGUACAGAGCCCGACUGUUGGCAGUGGACCCGAUCGCGGGAGCGGCGCCGGUACCCCGGGCGGCAGACAGAGUCCAGCCACCGGCCACCAGGGCAGUAUGAGGAGCAAUGCUACGUUCGCAGCGUUGCAGAAUAGGUUCAUGCACAGUGGAAGAUAAGAUUUUCAUUUGGGUGACGGAGCCUGAUAUGGGCGGGGGAUGGAAGAGUGCCGCGCUCCUUGAACGGCAAAACAGAUCAACCCAUGCGUAGCUGGUAUGGAAGAGGACAAAGCAGCAGGUGUUGCUGCAUAUAUCCGGCUAUGAGAGCCAAGAGUCGGUUUCUGGAACUUUGGUCAAGGGCAAACUGCACACGAGAAGACUUGACCAGUUGUUACUGUACAUCCAUGCUUGUAAAGCAUAGGAGCCAACCUCUAUCGCGGCAGCCGAUGUGUCGAGCGAGAGCGGGAUUAUAGCGGCACGUAUAACAUGAAGCAAUGGCUAACUUAGUGCUGAUUACUCCGUACUUCCCACCCCUUUUCAUAUAUCUGUACAAGCGAUAAAUUUGUCCCAAAGAUAGGUGGAUGGUCUGUUCAAUCAAGUCGGA
Exophiala xenobiotica is the source of this 3038-nucleotide messenger RNA. RefSeq lists its product as uncharacterized. NCBI's taxonomy places the organism in Eukaryota, Fungi, Ascomycota, Eurotiomycetes, Chaetothyriales, Herpotrichiellaceae. Gene Ontology annotation, biological process: Golgi to plasma membrane transport; exocytosis; intracellular protein transport. Bases 125 to 2614 code for a protein of 829 amino acids. The transcript has 2 exons. Gene Ontology annotation, cellular component: exocyst; membrane. The record is from RefSeq and is a predicted model, not a curated record.